This is a messenger RNA of Calliphora vicina (urban bluebottle blowfly), 874 nucleotides long. Its product is annotated as antigen 5 like allergen Cul n 1-like. Bases 41 to 751 code for a protein of 236 amino acids. NCBI's taxonomy places the organism in Eukaryota, Metazoa, Arthropoda, Insecta, Diptera, Calliphoridae. The transcript has 3 exons. The record is from RefSeq and is a predicted model, not a curated record.
GUUUUGAACUCUAAGUUAAAAAACAUACCUUAAAUCUAAAAUGUAUAGUUUCGUAGCAUUUUUCUGCUUAGUGGCUGCAGUAUCUACCAAAUCGAUUUGCAAUAAUGGUGCUAAACAUAUUGCUUGUGAUCAAAAUGAACAAUUUGCUGCCGAUGCUAAAAUGGUUACCAUUACCGAUACUUUGCAACAAGUUUUAGUUGAUGCCCUUAACGAGAAACGUAACUUGAUUGCUGGUGGUGGAGAUGCCAACCACAGUCCUGCCUGCCGUAUGGGCACCAUGGAAUGGGAUGAUGAAUUGGCUGUCAAUGCUGAGCUCACUGUUAAACAAUGUCAAAUGAAUCAUGAUAGAUGCCCCAACACUGAUGCCUUCAAAUAUACCGGUCAAAAACAUGCCUGGAUUAGUUUCUUCGGUGCUGUUGAUGAUGCUGAAAAACUGAAAGAAUCUGUUGAAAUGUGGUUUUCUGAAGUUAAGGACAGCCAACCAUCCUAUAUUGACUCUAAUCCUAAUGGCUACUCUGGGCCUGAUAUGAUGGCGGAUCAUAACAUUCGCGUUGGUUGUGCUUCUGCUAUUUUCUCUCCUGUUGAUCAGCCUAAGAAAUACUUGGUUGCCUGUAACUACGCUACCACCGACAUGAUCAAAUACCCCAUCUAUUCUAGCUGCAAACAGGCUGGUACUUCUUGCACUACUGGUACCAAUCCCAAAUACCCGAACUUAUGUUCUGCCUCUGAGGAAUACGCUGUCAACAAAUGAUUCUAAAUGAAGCUUUAACGAUAUUUUUUUCUAAAUUAAAUUAAAACAAAUAAAUGCAAUUUAAAUACUAACCCUCAUAUUCCUAAACAAAUUUUAAAUUUAAACAAUAAGGGUAUUCAUUUC